AUGGUGAACGCUAAGAAGCAAACGUACGCCGAGAAGGUCAACUUCUUGCUCGACAACUACGACACCGCCCUCUUGGUCGGUGCCGAUAACGUCGGCUCCAGGCAAUUCAUGGACAUCCGCGCGUCCAUUCGCGGUGACUCUGUCGUGCUCAUGGGUAAGAACACCCUCAUGCGCAAGUGCAUCAGUAACUACGCAAAGAAAUCGGGCAACGACUCGUGGAACAUCCUCGCGGAAAAGCUCGUCGGCAACGUCGGUAUCAUCUUCACCAAGGGUGACCUCUUGGAAGUCCGUAAGAAGGUGAAGCAGUUCGUCGUCCCCGCGCCGGCGCGCGUCGGCGCCAUCGCGCCGGUCGAAGUCGUCGUCCCGGCUGGUCCGACGGGCAUGGAGCCGUCCCAAACGUCUUUCUUCCAAACGCUUAACAUCGCGACGAAGAUUAACAAGGGUUCCAUCGAAAUUCUUAACGACAUUGUCGUGCUCAAGGUCGGCGACCGCGUGUCUUCGUCCGCGGCGGCUCUCCUCUCCAAGAUGAAGUUCACGCCGUUCGAGUACGGUUUGGAAGUUGUUGAAGUCUACGACAAGGGUGCCAUGUACCCGUCCGCCGUUUUGGACAUCACGAACGAGACUCUCGAGAAGAAGUUCAUGUCUGGCGUCUCCCAGAUUGCUUCCCUCUCGUUGGCCUCCGGCUACCCGACGCUCGCGUCUGUGCCGCACUCCAUCGUCAACGCGUACAAGAACGUGCUCGCCGUUUCCAUCGGUACCGAGUACACGUUCGAGUUGGCUCAAAAGGUCAAGGACUACCUCGCGAACCCGGGUGCGUUCGCCGCCGCCGCUCCGGCCGGCGGUGCCGCCGCUGGCGGCGACAGCGGCGCCAAGGCUGCCGCCGCCGCCGUCGAGGAAGAAGAGGAGGAAGAAAUGGACUUCGACCUCUUCGAUUAA
Messenger RNA from Ostreococcus tauri, 936 nucleotides. Its product is annotated as Ribosomal protein L10/acidic P0. Bases 1 to 936 code for a protein of 311 amino acids. Gene Ontology annotation, molecular function: large ribosomal subunit rRNA binding; structural constituent of ribosome. Gene Ontology annotation, cellular component: cytosolic large ribosomal subunit. The record is from RefSeq and is a predicted model, not a curated record. Lineage: Eukaryota; Viridiplantae; Chlorophyta; Mamiellophyceae; Mamiellales; Bathycoccaceae. The transcript is spliced from 2 exons. Gene Ontology annotation, biological process: cytoplasmic translation; ribosome biogenesis; ribosomal large subunit assembly.